Messenger RNA from Apis laboriosa (Himalayan honeybee), 2079 nucleotides. RefSeq lists its product as uncharacterized. Bases 1 to 2079 code for a protein of 692 amino acids. The transcript has 4 exons. The record is from RefSeq and is a predicted model, not a curated record. Lineage: Eukaryota; Metazoa; Arthropoda; Insecta; Hymenoptera; Apidae.
AUGUCCAAGCUACUUCUCACGACGCUGCUCCCUCUAACCAUCCUUUUCCACGUCGCCUGCAAAUUAUCCAAGUCUGACGAAUCGGACAGCUAUUCCAACCUAUACCCUUUCCUGGAAAAAUGGGCCAGGACCAGUCACACGAAGAUGCUGACCGUGGUGUUCGACGAUUACGACUUCCAACGGCCCCCCCUCGACAUCCCCUCUGAAAUGCUGAUCGAUUUAAACGUGUCCACCAAACUGGUUACUUUGAAACAUCUAAUAUCUCUUAGAAACAAGGACAGAAGGCGCGAUUAUCGAACGAUAGAGAGUGAAAAUUGCGUGUUGCUCUUGUUCUCCUCCGUGGACCAUCUCAAAGAUAUCCUCAGCUCGCCCCAUUUGAUCUCGUUCUGGCAUCCGGAGAAUUUCUACAUACUUCGCGAGCAAGGGCGCUCGUCCAUCAGCUCGUUCGAGCAGGAACGAUUCUGCCAGUGGGCGUUCGAGAGGCUUUGGAGGGUGAGGAGGGUGUACAAGCUGCUUCUGUUCACCGGUGAUAAAGUGAUCCGAUACGAUCCUUUCGAUUACAACAGGCUUCGCGCCAGGUAUGACGGAGGUUGCGACCGGUAUUGCAAUAAAUCGAGCGAGGAGGGUGGUUUUCUAUCGAUCGACGGGCCGAACAUCACCGACGUGUCCGAUCUGUUCGAGGAGGAGAGGAUCGACUUCGAACGAUACCCGUUGAAAAUAUCCAUCUUCGAGACGAGCACGAUCUCUUUCAAGGAGGGGAGAUAUUUCGGUUUGGAUUUCAAGUAUCUGGAAGAGGUUUGCAAAAAGAUGAACGUGACGCGUUCCCUGAUCAAGUCGAAGGAUAGAUUCGGUUGGGAGGAGAACGGCACGUUCUUCGGGACAAUUGGACACUUGGUAUACGGUUUUGCGGACGUCUCGUUCAAUCAAUUCUUCGUCAAGGAUUAUAUGACCAGGCAGCUUGAGUUCACCGCGUCAAUUACGAGUGACAAAUUGUGCGUUCUUAUACCGAAAGCUGCACCCCUGCCCGAUUAUCUCGUGAUAGUCAAGAUCUUCACGGGGAGGGCAUGGUUGCUCGUGUUCGCCGCCCAUUUCGUCAUCGCUAUGAUUUACACAAUCUUGAAGAUCGAGAAGUAUCGAAAUAUGCUCGAGGCUGUGAGGAAAAGCGGCCAGGCGUUUUUCUGCUGCGAAUAUAUUCCCGACUCGUAUUUUCUCGAGGAUCGAAACGGUGUCGUGAAAUAUCCUCGUUUUGCUAACAACUUUUUCCUGUUCGAUGGAUCAGAAAACGUCGGACCGAUGGCAUCCAAUACGAAGAAAAACGACUCGAAACGAUUCGAUCGAGCCUCUUUGUCCCUUCUGAUAACGUUGGCACGGUAUUUAAUGAAGGUGGUAUUUCAGCUUAUGCAACCCUUUAAAUUGGGUCAACCAUGGUUCCCGGAGAGAUUGUUGCUGUUAUGCAGUCUACUUCUCAGUUUGAUCCUCAAUGGAAUAAUCACAUCUCAACUUGCCUCCAGUUUCAGCAAACGAAUGUACUACGAAGACAUUAACACGUUGGAACAGUUGGAGAAAAGCGGGAUCACGAUUUUAACCGACGCCAAAGAUGUCAUAAGCGACGCGUUCACCGAUGUAACAUCACCGUUGAUUAAACGGCUUCACGAGAGAUUGGAAUACGCGAACAGAUCGGAAGUUCAUAGAAGGUUGUUCGAGGUGAGGGAUGCUGGCUAUCUUCACCGAAUCGCAACCCUCCCGUUGAAAUACGACGAAUACCAGAGGAAAACGUUGCACGUCGUCAAAGAGUGUCCAAAGGAUUACAUCAUAGCCAAUGUGAUGAAGAAAGGAUCACCUUUCGGAAGACGUAUAAACACCAUCCUUCUCAGGUUGAACAAUGGUGGUUUCUAUAAGAUUUGGUACCAAGCCAUGUACCAAUCGUUAAAACGGAAAGAGAUGAUGACGCUCGAUGACUCGUCGAUACAUCGAAAGAUCACGAUUCGACAUUUGUUUAUCCCUUUCGGGAUAUUGUACCUUGGACUGGCCACCAGCGUAAUCGUAUUCAUCUACGAAUAUCGGCAAAACAACGUUUGA